Messenger RNA from Penicilliopsis zonata CBS 506.65, 1741 nucleotides. RefSeq lists its product as hypothetical. Bases 46 to 1599 code for a protein of 517 amino acids. The record is from RefSeq and is a predicted model, not a curated record. Lineage: Eukaryota; Fungi; Ascomycota; Eurotiomycetes; Eurotiales; Aspergillaceae. Gene Ontology annotation, molecular function: acyltransferase activity, transferring groups other than amino-acyl groups. The transcript is spliced from 2 exons.
GGUAAUUAGUCCCGUGACCGGCGGUGUCCGGCCGAGGGCAUCGACAUGCCGGCCGUCCAUCAGGACCUGGCGUCCGAGUUCAUCCCGACCGACAGGGCCCUGUCGAAGACGAUUGAUCUGCGGCAGGUGAUCCUCAGGGAUCGGGUCACCGUCGCCACGUUGGUGCCGUUCUCGUGCGCGGCGGAAGUGCCCCGAUCGCUGUUGAGGUACCUGUCGGACCAGUUGAACAAGGAGAUCGAAAAGGGCGAUACGUAUUCCAUGCUGGAUGUCAUUUCGCUGAAGGAUUUUGGGCCGUAUUGGUUCUCGAAUUUCGGCGCCAUCAUGCUUUUGGGUGACAUCAAAAGCCUGCAGGAAGUCCUGGCCAUGGAUCGGACAGCCAACUGGGCCAAGCUCUGCCUGGGCAGUUUCAAUAUCCGGCCCAACUAUCCCGGCCGAAGCAGCCAUAUCUGUAACGGCAUGUUUCUGGUGACAGAUGCGGCGCGGAACCGUGGUGUAGGAAGGCUGAUGGGUGAAGUAUACUUGGAGUGGGCACCCAAGUUGGGCUACACAUAUGCUAUGUUCAACCUGGUGUAUGAGAACAACGUCGCUUCCUGUCGUAUCUGGGAUGCGUUGGGCUUCAAACGCAUCGGCAAAGUGCCGGGCGCUGGUAGACUGUGCGCCUCUCCGGGCGAAUACGUGGACGCGAUCAUCUAUGGUCGAGACCUUAACCCGGAGGGAGAUGACCUGGUCACCCAGGACCGCUUCGAUAAGAUCCGAUACUACCUCAAGCACCUGAAAUACCCCAGAGGCGCUGACCGGGCCGAGAAAAGCCGGCUCAGAAGUGCAGCCACCCACUACAAACUAAUCGGCGGCAAGGAUGGCGAACCCGAAAAACUGAUGUUGAAGGACAAGGAAGUGGUGUCUGAUCCGCAGCAGCAGUACGAGAUUGCCCAACACAUCCACGCCCAGCAACACGCGGGAAUCAACAAGACGACAGCGGCGAUUGCCGUCAAGUACCAUUGGGUGAGAAUCAAGGAGACUGUCAGCCGGGUGAUCCGAGACUGCCCACAAUGCAGGGAGACACUCAAGAUCUCCCCAGUGAACAAUCACGAGGUCAAAGGUGAAGACGCCUCCUCCUUGCUGGCCGAAACUGGCCAAGCCUUGUCACAGAAUCACAACCUCACUGCAGACCAUACCAUGGAAGAUAAAUCUGCCGACCCUCCUCCAAGCAGCACCCACUUUGUCACGGAUGAUGUCAGCGCAAUGCCAGAAACCGUGGAUGCGAUGGGCGACUACACUACCAUGCCCCUCGACCCGCAAAUAAUCGAUAUCAAUUCCCAUCUUCCUCGUUUCCAACACCACGCGGCAAUAGCCGAUCACUAUGCCGAGGUCCACGGCCUUCAGGCAGCGAACUUUGGAGAUCCUGUCCACCGGAAUCCCGGUGCGGACUAUCAGAUGCUGAUGGACGAUGGCCCAGAUCCGGAUUCCCUGCGCCGGGAAUCACUCGCCCUAGUCCAUGGCCAUGUCCAUAGCCAUGUCCAUGUCCAUGAGGCGCACCACGAGCAAGAAAUGCUCGCCAAAUAUGUAGAACGGUCGGAAGAUGACCUUGAUUUUACGUGAGGUCGUCUCGCUGCUGCUCGGCAGCGCUCUGCCCAAGCCCCUAUUAUGAACCUUACCUAUUAGUUACUAUACCUCGCACCUAUGGACAGUGCGUGGCAGUCCUGUGAUUGACACAUAAGAAUAAAUAUAAAAAUAAUUCAUC